This is a messenger RNA of Xiphophorus couchianus (Monterrey platyfish), 5602 nucleotides long. It is a transcript of the gene card14, whose product is annotated as caspase recruitment domain family, member 14. NCBI's taxonomy places the organism in Eukaryota, Metazoa, Chordata, Actinopteri, Cyprinodontiformes, Poeciliidae. Gene Ontology annotation, biological process: regulation of apoptotic process. Gene Ontology annotation, cellular component: cytoplasm. The coding region runs from base 1306 to 4209 and encodes 967 amino acids. The record is from RefSeq and is a predicted model, not a curated record. Gene Ontology annotation, molecular function: CARD domain binding. The transcript has 20 exons.
UUUUCUGAAAAUGUUAAAUAUUGAUGUAGUUUUCACAAUAUUUCUGAGAUUGAAUUGUCAUAAGUUUAAAUCAGUCUUCUAAAUAGUUGUGUGGAAUUCCAAAAUUUGUACAUGAUUCACACUUGCAGGUCAAAACUGACUGUGAUCUAUCUGUUACCAAAUGUGGGAUGAUUCAAUUAUUGUUGCACUCUUUUUUUAUUAUCAUUAUGAAGCUCCAUUUUAUAUAAUUGUUUAUAUCCUACCUUAAAAUUCCACAUAAUGUUCAGCUUUUACUGUUUUAAGGACUAUGAGGCAGAUCAUCAGGCCUUGUACUGUUGACAGAAGCUGAUUAUCCCCCAGAAUGCUGCAAAGAAAGUCAUUUGAGUUAAUCAGCCUUGGCUUAAGAACUUUGAGUCGUCCGUGAGCUUUUUCAUGGGCGAUGUGUUGUCUCAUCAUUUUGCUUUUAUAACCUAUAACCAGUUCUGUCUUUGAGAUAACAGUUGUCUUUGUCAGUGCAUAAGUUGUAGUUCUGACUUACAUGAACAGUUUACAGGGUUUUUCCCAGAAGCUUUAAGUAAACGUCCAUACUUUUUAUGAGAUAAAAUACAUCCUCCAAAGCACUUAUACAUACGUAUAUAUAAUUUACAGCAGCUUCAAUUUGUAUACAUCCUCCCUUAUGACACACUAAGCCCACGUAUGUUUGGCUUAGAAAAACACUUUGUCCUGGUAAUAUUAUUUCCUUCUGUGAAAGAGGACUUUGCUCUGCUGCUCUCUGUGUUUGCUCCUGUCUGUGGCGCAGAAUGUUUACCUUCCUGUGAUUAGGAAUUAUUAAGCUGAACUCUAAUGUGCCUGUUUUAUUCUGCCUCGGCCCCCCCAAAAAUGAUGUGAUAAACUAAUCUCAAAACUCAUUCACUGUGGCAGAGAAGAAGCUUAUUAUUGUUAGAUGAGACACUCAAUAUGCUUUUAAAAAUAAACAGCAGCCAGGAGUGAGGUGCUUACAGUAACGCUUCGUUUAGCUGAUUGUUUUUAAGAGUGUGGUUAAAAUAUGACGAAUAUGUGUGAAAACCUGAUCAGAUGAUUGUGCCUACCCUCUAGCUGAGCUGCAUAACAAAGGUUGUCACACAGGUUUUCCUUCACGCCCACAGAUGCAUGCUUGAAAUAAGCAGCAGGGCGUGGAAACUACCCUGCCUUUUUUUUAAAAUCAUACUUUACCCGGCUCCUUCACUCAGUCUGUUGGUCUGCUGUAGAAGUGUGUGUGUGUGUGUGUUUGCUGUCGCCUCACCGGCUUCAGCUGUGUGUACGCAUCAGUGAUCCAACGCACUAAGGAUGGCGGAGGAGUCUGUUCCAGAGGGUCGCAGCCUGAAGGAGUUGAGCGAGGAGGAACUUUGGGAGCUGAUCAAUGACAACCGUCACCGGAUCUCCCUCGGGGUUCGACCGUGCAUCUUGUUGCCCUAUCUGAGGCAGGUCAAGGUUCUCACAGAGGUGGAUGAAGACGAGAUCCUUUCUUGUCAUAAUCUGACUAAUCGCUGCAUGAGAACAAGCUACAUGUUGGAUCUGCUGAGGACCCAGGGAAGAAAUGGAGCUGUAGCUCUGUUAGAGGGGCUGAUGAUUCAUUAUCCAGUUCUCUACACACAUGUUACAGGACGUAAGCCCAGCACAGAGCCCUCCAGAUUCAGUGGUCUGAUUAAGUACUCAGAGCUGACCGAGUAUCUCAUCAGAGCGGUAACAGGGAUGCAGACGGAGUUGCAGGAGGCCCGCAACGAGGCUGGCAAGAUGAGCACCCGCUGCUCCUCCCUGGAGUCGGAGGUCAGCCAGCUGAUGGAGCAGGAAGAGAAGUGCAGCCACCUUCAGACUGAAAACGAACGCCUGCAGAGACACCUGAGUUCUCUGCAGCGGGAAGUCACCAAACUGAAGGACGAGAAGUGCGACUUGUACAUCCGCUACACUACAAGCAUUGAGGAGAAAUCGGCUAUAAACGGGCGGCUGCACGACCUGAACCUGCAGGUAUAUCAGCUGCAGAUGGACCUACAGAGCAUUCAGAUGGAAAAUGAGUUCCACAAACAGCGUUCCCUCCGAAGCGUUUCUUCUUCUCAGACCCCACAGCUGCAAGAGGAGGCUCAUAAGGACAUCCUGCAGCAGGACUUGGCAGAGGCAAUCGACAGUCAGGUGGAGCUGGCGGAGCACCUGAAAAGCUACAGAGAAGAGAAUGAAAAGCUGCUCAGAGACAAACAGGGGCUCUUGAAUCAGACAGAGGCUCUGAGCCUUCAGGUGCAGCAGCUUUCUCUGGAUUGUAAGAUGCAAGAGCAGAAGAGCACCGUGGUCCAGAGCCAGAUGAAGGAACUUCAGGUAGAGAGGGACCAGGCCUACCAGUCCAGAGACGAUGCCCAGGCCAUGAUCGCCCGCAUCCUGGCUGAGAAGGACACAUUGAGGAGUCAGCUGGUGGAGCUGCAGGAGGCCGUCUUCACACUUCAGGCAAAGCGCAACCCUAGACCCCGCCUGCGGAAAUCUGAUGUGAAGGAGAUCGGCUGGGAGAGUCCAACUUCCAGCUCUGAAGAAUGUCCUCUUCCAGUCCGACGGAGACUACGACGCAUGGACGCACUUAACCCCAUGUCCCUGAAUUCCUGCACCUCAGAGUCAGAAGAUGCUGUCCCCUCCAGCAUCCGGUCCAAAGGCGUCGAGCCACCCAGUCUGGAGUCUCUCCGUAGAAGACAAGAAGUUUUUUUUGAAGACAGCAGUUUGGAAACAGCAGAAACUGACUCUGUGCUGGACGACUUUGUGUUACUUUCUGAUGCAGGGAGUGAAGACGAGCAGAAACCCAGACCUUCCUCUUCUCAUGGCUCCAACUCUGUCUGCGUCUCAAAAUCUUCAGCCCCUCCCUUCCUGGUGCGUUCUCGUCCAAAAGCCAUCCGCGUUAACGGCCGUGUUCUUAGCCUCUCCCUCCAGUGUGAGGCACUGCUAAGCGAGCUCUCAAUCGUGGGAGGAAACAAGUCUGGCGUGUUUGUGCACCAGGUGACUGAGGGUGGCGCCGCCCAUGCUGCCGGCAUCAGCCCCGGGGCGCAGAUUGUGGAGGUCAGGUAUGAGCAGAACAGCAGGGCUCUGAGGAUGGUGUUAGAGGACUCCACUCUGGAAGAAGCUAUGUGGGCUCUGGGCCAGGUUACAGGCUUCUGUCAGCUUUCCCUCCGCCCCAGGCAAAACGACUACGAGGCGCUGCUGCAACAGCUGCAGAACAGCACGAUGUCGUCAGGAGACUCCUUUUACAUUCGGGUCAAUUUAUCCCUUCCUGCUGGUGCCAGCGGGACCUUGGCCGUGUCGUGCAACAAUAUCCUACAUGUAACAAACACGAGACCUGCCGGCACCGAGGAUCUGUGGCAAGCGAGCCAAGUUCACCCGUGCCAGCUGCUUGACCUGCAAAGUGGAACAGUACCCAAUUAUUACAGGGCCCAGAGAAUUUUGAUUCAAACAAUUGAAGAUAUGAGCUUUCAGACAAAGAAUUGCCAGAAGGCUGGACGAGAAAACACCCGGAGUGAACAAAAGGCAGUGAGGAUAGUGAGCACGGGGCGCCAAGGAAGGAACCCUCUGUGGGUCAGUGUGGAUGAAGAAAACACAAACGGCACCGAGUCAGGUUCUCCGUCGCCACCCAAAAGCUGUGUAACCCUCAUGCCCUACACCCUUGUUACUCCUCAUUUCCCACCAGUCUGCAGGCCUAUCCUGCUGCUGCCAACAAUACUGGGACGCAUGCUGGACAAGAAGCUGGCCAGCUGGCAGGGCUUUCAGCUCUGUGGGCCUGAGAUGUUGACCGCUAGUGAACAUGCUGCUCGGCUCCAGAGGUCUGAGAUUCUGGAGGAGGUGGAGCCUGGUGGAAACCGGUGCUACACUCUUCAAAGUGUUGAGAAAGUCAUGAAAAAGGGCCUUCACUGUGUGCUGCCAUUAGGCCUGGACUGUGUGCGUCGGCUGCACCGCUCCGAGAUCUUUCCAGUUAUCAUCUUUAUUGGCGUAUCUGCACGCAACGCACGUAAACUGAAGUCAAAGCUGCAGCGUAGCGGGCAGACGGAGGAACAGCUGCUUGCAUGUUCAAAGAGCGAGGAGCCGCUGUUGGACAAGCUGCCAUGCCUGUAUCACAGCAUGGCUCCAGACUCCUGGUGUGACCGGAACUCCCUGCUGACCAGCCUCCGCACCAUCAUCUGGGAGGAGCAGAGGAAGGUCGUCUGGGUGGAGCCGGACCUGUGGUGAAGAAAAGGGGAGUUUAAUGCGGAUAAAAUGAUAUACAUGUAUAUAAGAUGAAUAAGCUUUACAAGAGAUAUUUUUGUAAACUUCAGUAUGUAUCCGUGAUACAUGAGAGUGUAUAAAAUCCUGUAGGAAUGCCGUGUAUAAACUGUAUAUUAUCUUCCAUUUUAGGUAUUUGUUUAUAACAAGCAUUUGUAAAAACACAAUUGUAUCAACAAGAAAUUGUAUCUCCACAUUUGUUGUAGGUCAGUUCUUGUUAUGAGGGAUUGCAUCUGGUGCAGAUCUCUUUUAAACCACUACAUCUACCACCACUGUUUUUUAAACGUCGUCUCGAGGGCAUUUUAUCUCACUGUUUUUUUUUUUUAAUUCUCUUUUGUUAAAUAAAAGGUUAUUGUUACACAUUUAAUAAGUAUCACAGAUAUCUCUGGAAGUUUAGUUUCUGUAAGUCGUCCACAGGUUGCUACAUUGUCACCGACUCUGAAGUAAGCCUGGAAUUGGUCAUGUUGUUUGUGCCACUCAAAGCUAAACACUGAACUCAGAGAAUAUGUUGAACCCACUUCCUCAUAGCUUCUUUUCCCCCUUUCUCUUUCCUUUUUGCGUCAGGAAAUAUGAUACAGUGUUUUUCACUCAGUUUGACGCAAUCACUUUAAAAAAAAAUCAAACAACUACUUCCUUUGUUCUCUCAGAAACAAACUUGAGCAUGAUUUGUAUGUGUGCGCCCUUCUCCCUUCUCUCCAGCCAGCCUCUUUGACAAAAGAUUGUAUUCAUCUGUUUUUUUCUCCUUCUGUCUUAUCUUUGCCUGCCAGAGUUUCAUUCACAUUGAAAGUGUUCUUACAUUUCUGAUACAAAAAUGGUAUCACUCUAAAUUUCUCUGAAGUCUGAAAUGUAGGGAAAAUGCCUCAAAAUUUGCUGUAUAUGUUUUUUAAAUGUUGAUUGCCAGAUCUUUUUGUGAAGGAUUAAGUUUUUUACAGGUUUUUAUGCAUUUUCAUACUGAAUUCAGCCAUUUAGCUUUAGCAUAGAGUUUAGAUAUAAAUGAAAGCUUUUUAAGAGGCACAUCGACCUGCUAUAAUCCAAAUUUACAUCGCUAAGAGCAAUAAAUUAACAUCAAGAUUGUCUGUCUCUGUUACCAAAUUGUUUCUUUUUUUUAAUUAAAAUAAAUUAUCUUGGAACCAUUUCAUAACAUGGCAGCGUGAUAUGCUUGUAAACAAGUGAACUGCUCAUGAAAUGAACACAAUUCUACGAAAACAGAUGAGUACAUAUGUUGGUUAUUUCAAUUCUGUUGUAUCCAGUUCAGUUUAUUUGCACUGAUAUUAAUCACAACCAAAUGAUGUCUUUGACAUAAUAACAUUUAACAUAAUAAACAUGUCCAUGUCUAAUUAAAGGAUUAUAGUCACAACAA